Molecule: messenger RNA, 1002 nt
Organism: Diatraea saccharalis (sugarcane borer)
Lineage: Eukaryota; Metazoa; Arthropoda; Insecta; Lepidoptera; Crambidae
Source: the annotation of a GenBank genome assembly
CAAUCGAGCUUCAGUGCGUGUCCGACACGCUAGUAGAGCGCACGUAUUUGUGAGAACUCGAAUAUCUUCUAAACUAUCGAUAUUUAACACGAAAACAUUUUGAUUUGAAGUCAUCCAAGACUUUACGGUGGACAUUCUGUGAGGUGGUAAAUUUUAUAAUAGCAAAUUAAAGUGUUUAAAAAUGAAGGUAUUGACUGUUGAAGAUAAAGUGACAAGUGUUGGGAUUGAAAAUGAACCUACAGUUGAGGUUGUUUCGCCUAAGCUCACCAAGGAGGAACUGAACAGAGGAUGUCCUCUUGGAGUGUCGCGUGUUACAAACUCUUUGUACGUAUGCGGUGCUCAUGCUUUGCCUGGAGCUGUGAAAGCCUUGCAGCCAGGACUAGUGGUGAAUGCAGCACCUGAGCUACCGCCGCCACCAGAGGACUAUGUGCCAAGAUACUUUGUGCCUCUCUUGGAUACACCCAGCUCUGAUAUGUACCCUUAUAUGGAAUGUGUUGCUGACCUGAUCAAUGAGGUGGUAAACAAAGGGGAGGUGGUACUAGUACAUUGUGUGGCGGGUGUAUCGAGAUCUGUAACCCUCUGUUUGGCAUACCUGGUGAAAUGGCAGAGAAUGACGUUGUGUGAUGCCUACCAUCAUAUUAAACAAAGACGACCCCAGAUACGACCAAACACGGGUUUUUUCAAACAGUUGAUCAAAUACGAAGAGCGACUGUUCAGCGAAGCUUCUGUCAAGAUGGUCUACUGUGAGGCUAUAGAUAAAGAAAUCCCAGACGUUUACGAACCGGACUACAGUGGCAUGACCUGGUUCAGGCAGCGGUAUGGACCUAUAGAAAAUAGCUGAAUGAAUGUGUCUGGUUUAUGUACAAUCGAGGAAUUUAGCAGUCCGCCAUCUUGAGGAAACAACUAAGUGUUUUUCUCGUUCAAGAAACUUACAAUACAUGUAUUCCGCUUGUAUUAUUUAUAUAGAGACAUAUUAUAAUAAUAUUUGAACGAGUUCUUUUA